AUGGGAGGCAAGGAGGGGCCUCGGUCGGCCGUGCACAUUGAGGGAGGCCCAGCGGCGUCCAGAGCUGGAGGGACCUGUGGGCACUCCGCUGCGGGGAACGGACAGCUGGCUGGGGCCUGCAGCACUCUGGGCAGGGAGGCCCCUCGGCUGGCUGGUGUCUUGUGGGCCCCUGGGGUGGGGAGCGGCCGAGCGCCAGCACCCGUGGCGGGGGGGGCGGCUCCCAGAGACAGGCUGUCGUCGUGUGUCCGUCCACACCCACCCUGGUCGGGGACCUGCCUGGCCCAGCAGGCCCUGCGUCCUGGGCCGGGUCUCUCAGGGCCUCUUUGCAGGGUCGCACGCUCCCUCUGGUUCGUUUUCCCGUCUCACACCCCGGAACCCAGUGUUUGUUGGCUGGGGAGCCAGAACUGGGUGUGCGGGGUCCCGCCGCCCCUGCCAGAGGCCCUGGAGCAGGAGUAG
This is a messenger RNA of Rangifer tarandus platyrhynchus (Svalbard reindeer), 456 nucleotides long. Lineage: Eukaryota; Metazoa; Chordata; Mammalia; Artiodactyla; Cervidae. The record is from the annotation of a GenBank genome assembly.